CAUGUGAUUUCCCAGAAAGGCGCACUUGGCGAAAGUGAAAACAAACUGAUGUUCUAGCCAAGGUCAGGUAAACGCGCCGAUUUUUCGGCCGACGGUCGACGUCGGACUGAAAAGGAGGCCAAAAUGUGCAAGAUGAAGGAGUUGGUGGCACUGUUGCUUGUGGCUGUUCAAAUCCAAAACGUCAAGCCUGUAAUCCAUAUACUUAAGUAUAUCCAUACUACUUCGUCGUCUCAAAUUCCAAACUUCCCAGACUACUUGGCUGUCGGUUAUGUUGACGGCGUUCAGAUUUCCCACUAUGACAGCAAGAGUAGGAAUUAUACACCUAAACAGGAAUGGAUGAACAAAAUAACACCCGAGGAUCCGAGUUACUGGGAGAGAAACACACAGAGGAAUAUUGUUCUUGAGGACACCGACAAAGUCAACAUUAAAUUAGUUCAAACACGCUUCAACCAAACUGGAGGUGUUCACAUGAUUCAGUGGCUAUCUGGCUGCGAAUGGGACGAUGAGACCGGCAAGGUUGAUGGUUGGCAACACUUUGCUUACGACGGAGAAGACUUUUUAUCCUUUGAUUGGAAGGGACUGAGGUGGAUCGCGGUCAAGCCACAAGCUGUGAUCACCAAACAUAAGUGGGACCAAUUGGAAAGCUACAAUCAAUACAAGAAGUAUUACUACACUGAGGAAUGUCUUGCUUACCUGAAGAAGUUUGUGAGCUAUGGGAGGGACUUCCUCAUGAGAACAGAGCUUCCGCGGAUCUCCCUGCUGCAGAAGACGCCGCUGUCGCCGGUGACCUGCCACGCCUCGGGUUUCUACCCCAGAAAUGCUUCCCUUUUUUGGAGGAAGGACAGAAAGAGGAUCUCUGAGGGUGGGGAGAUAGGCGAGACCCUCCCCAACCACGACGGGACCUUCCAGGUCACCGCCCACCUCAAAGCGGUUGACGCUAACGCCAAUUAUGAAUGCGCUUUCCAGCUGUUCAGCGGCCGGGACAACAUUAUUGUCCCACUGGACGCUGCCAACGUCCUGAGCAACAAGCGCAUUGAAGCGGAAGAAAGGAGGAAGACGGCACUGGCCGUUGGCGUCCCCGUUGGCGUUACUCGCCCUGACGCUCACGAUCGUUGUUGUGAUCAUCGUCAAAUACAGAAAAGCCAAAUACAUCCAAGCUGCCGUCCACGCCGAUUCUGAGCUAUCUUCCUACGAGAGCCCUCCCGAGACCGCUUCUUCUACCGCAGAGACCCCUUUAGCUGAGCCCGCUCCCGAGUGAGACGCCUUUACACGACGUUGGAAGAUGAUCGCGAUGUCACCUCGCAAGCACUGUCACAUCAUGCAGGAAUUGAAAAGAGAUUUCUUUUAGGCCAUUUGUGUCAUGAGGACCUUCUUGCUGCCUUUGGUGUAUUGGUUGCUCCAUUUUUCUUGAACUUGAAAGAUCAAAGGACUUCCUCUUCCUUGAUACCAACUAAUGGAAAAGCUGCUAGGGAAUUACAUAUAUGACUUUUUUGCCACACUUUAAGAUACAACCAUGGUUUUAGAACAGUUUGGACUUCAAUCAACACGUCCAUGUACAAAUGUUGAUUUUUGUUUUUUUAUUUCUUACAGGGCAUUCUUUCGCUCCCAUUGACAUUGCUAGAUGUCCAAUCCAUUCAGACAGAGAGAGGCGUAUUGGUCAUUAAUUGCUUUAGUAGCAGGAAUAAAAAAACAACAAAAGAGACCUAUGUACCUACUAAGGGUGUAACGGUACAUGUAUUUGUAUUGAACCGUUUCGGUACUUGGUGCUCGGUUUGGAACGGAGGCGUACCGAACAAGUUUCUGACGUAAUGUAACCCUUACUUUUUGAGGCUGUGAGUCAAUCGGGUUAGUUUCUUUGUGUAGAUUAUAUUUACUCCUUGUUCUCUACUAUAAUGAAGACCAACACAGUAGGACAGUAUAACCCAGAAACGUCAACGGCGAGACAACGUAUCCGCCGCAAGAACGCAGUGAAACGCGGGCGUUAGAGUCAGUCAGCCAAUGCAUACCAGUCGCAGUGCGGCCGCGUGUUAGACGCAUCCCAGAAGCAGCUCAACGCGACGCACGCAAAAAGAACGGCAGAGUUUAUUAUUUGACGCGAGACGCGAGCCUCCUGCGUUAGCACUACUACCGGUAGCUAGGAUCAGGCAGACCGGAAGUCACUCGUGUAAAAAUACGGUGGAUCCGGUCGAUUUUCAAACUAAUAUACUAUCGUAACCCACUUUUUGAGUCCAUCAAAUCUCUUGAGUGGUAGAUCGGGGCACAGUUGACUUGUCUUUGUUGAUUUACUGCUGUCUUCUCUGCUAUAAUAAUAACCAACACGGCCCCGUGUUCAAUACAAAACCCUCCUACCACAACAAAACAAGUAGGAACUACUAUUCACAUAGGAACUAAAGUUAUACAACAUAAAAUAUGCAAUAUAAAUGAAUACUACAUCACAUUUGUAAAAUGUAAACAUAUAAUAAAAUAAAUAAUAGCCCAUUUAAAUAAAAUAAAUUGAAAUGAGCUACAGUGGGGAGAACAAGUAUUUGAUACACUGCCAAUGGGAAAACACAUUGGCAGUGUAUUAAAUACUUGUUCUCCCCACUGUAAAACACCUGUAAUUAAAUAAUCAGAAUAACACACAGAUCCUGCUUACACAAUUAAAUUUAUUAAUUUCUGUGUGGCGCUUUAACUUGAGAAAAUCCACUAAUAAAGCUUUUGAAAACAAUUCAUAAGAAAAAAAAAAAGAUUCAUUGAGGCAUUUCAUUUGUAAAAUACAUGUUAAAAUCUUUGCCAUUGGGAUUGCUUUUCUCUUUAGCAAAGGACUUCUUUUUUCUUCUUUCUUUCAGAAAGAAAGCUGACCAAUACGCGGGGUCUGAAAGGCAAAUUGUUGUUGGAUUAUCUUUAAAUACUGGCUACUUUUUGAGCGGAAUUCUAGCUUUGUAUAGGCUAAUGGUCCUAUUGUUGAAAGCACAAAGGUGUGUAAUAAACAACUAGCACAUUUAUAUUUUGCAUUUUGUUUUCUUACUGUACCGAAAAUGAACCGAACCGUGACCUCAAAACCGAGGUACGUACCGAACAGAUAUUUUUGUGUACCGUUGCACCCCUAGUACCUAUGGUUCUGUGAUUUCUGAAUGACCGCCAGAUUGUUCCGUCACUCAGAUGGUUCUGUCAGGACCGGAACUGGUUUGUCACCAGAAUUUGUUUUUUUCCGUUCAUUCGCCCUCUCUGUCGAAAUGAAUUGGACACCUAGCGCCGUUAAUGGCAGCCAAUGAGUUGAAAACUAUGAGGGGAAAAAAAAAACGAGAAAAUCGACUUAAGAGUGUUACAUGGGAUCAUAGCCAGUGUGCAUUUCUGUUUUCAUUCAUUUUUACUUGAAAAAAAAAAUGAUGAAUACAAUUUUUGAUGCCUAAAAGUCACUUGCUCUAUAAUAGGGUUAAUAAUUGUCAACUUUUGACUAGCUGUUGUGACUUCAAACUUUUUUAAAGCAUACUUUUAUCAGAAUGUUGUUGAUUGUACUUGUUUUUUGAACAUCUUGGCUCAAUAA
Corythoichthys intestinalis (scribbled pipefish) is the source of this 3526-nucleotide messenger RNA. RefSeq names its product class I histocompatibility antigen, F10 alpha chain-like. Bases 124 to 1179 code for a protein of 351 amino acids. Gene Ontology annotation, cellular component: external side of plasma membrane. Lineage: Eukaryota; Metazoa; Chordata; Actinopteri; Syngnathiformes; Syngnathidae. The record is from RefSeq and is a predicted model, not a curated record. Gene Ontology annotation, biological process: immune response. The transcript has 8 exons.